AUGAUUUAUAACGCUGGAGCUGGCUGGAGAGAGAUACCGCUCUUAGGUGGAAUUGGGUGGUCGUCACGGAGGGUUAGCGAGUAUCUUGAUAUUACGCGGAAUAAAGUACGCCAUGCUGUUGAUCAGGGUGCUCCUACCCCUCGCCGUCCUUGUGGUCGAAGCCCGAAAUUGAUCACGAGUGAGGUUGAUGAUAUUAUUGCUUUUAUUACUGCGAACGAGACGAAUCGCCGUCUCUCGUAUGAGAAGCUGGUUGAUAUACUAUCCCUGAAUAUCUCGGUUAAUACCCUUCCACGUACCCUAUCUCGGAGGGGGUAUAACCGGCGUAUUGCGAUUGAUCGACCUGAUAUAAAGGAAAAGAAUAUCCUUGAACGUCUUAAAUGGGCACGUGGGCAUUGCCGAAUUAUUUGGACUGAUGAGACUUGGGUGACUCCUGGAUACCACCGAGAGAUGCGAGUGACGAGACGUAUUGAUGAAGAGAGGCACCCUGACUGCCUUCGACCACGACGCCGGAAAAGCGGAGGCUGGAUGUUCUGCUCGUUUCUUGGAACUGAAAAGGGACCGUGUCUAUUUUGGGAGAAGGAACGGGGCUGGAUAUCUGGUGAAUCCCAUGUUGUAAGUAUUGCCCCUUUAAUGGAAGGAUUCUUCCGUUUAAGAAGGGAGUAA
Messenger RNA from Penicillium robsamsonii, 663 nucleotides. RefSeq lists its product as uncharacterized. The transcript is spliced from 3 exons. Bases 1 to 663 code for a protein of 220 amino acids. Gene Ontology annotation, molecular function: DNA binding. Gene Ontology annotation, biological process: DNA integration; DNA transposition. The record is from RefSeq and is a predicted model, not a curated record. NCBI's taxonomy places the organism in Eukaryota, Fungi, Ascomycota, Eurotiomycetes, Eurotiales, Aspergillaceae.